Molecule: messenger RNA, 554 nt
Organism: Porites lobata
Lineage: Eukaryota; Metazoa; Cnidaria; Anthozoa; Scleractinia; Poritidae
Source: the annotation of a GenBank genome assembly
AUGGUGUGCAAGAGCCGCCCAGAAAUUGACAUCCAAGAGGCUGUUGGCUUAUAUGAGUUCACUGUUGUCCCAAGAUCUUUGUUUGCACGAGAUGGUACCAUGUUGCAUUGUUCUUGCAAGAGUGCCCUUAUGCAUAUCCUAGAGAAGGCAGGUGGCCCUAGUUCUAAUACACAAGAAAUUACCGCAGGAUUCAAAGUCGCGAUUGUUGAUGGAAUGGCCGAAGUCCAAUCACUUGACAAGCCAGAGUGGAUCAAGAACUGUAGAGACUUGGCUGAACAUUUCACGAAUCGCUUGCUUGUAAAGUAUAAUGAUUUACAAGAGCUCCACAUAAUCUUCGACAGAUAUGAUGUAUCAUCCUCACUGAAAUCAGCAACACGAGUCAAACAACAAGGUGCCAUGUUCCCAUUUAUUAUCGCAUCACUGAUUCUACCCACAUCGCCAAGGUGCCGAUGAAGAAGCUUCUUGCUCAUUCAAAGACCAAGGGCGAACUUACUACGUGUCUCGCAAAGAAUGUGAAGGAUAAUGCUAAUGGGAGACAAGUGGUUGUGGCAUAG